Loxodonta africana (African savanna elephant) is the source of this 2057-nucleotide messenger RNA. It is a transcript of the gene GUCA2B, whose product is annotated as guanylate cyclase activator 2B. Lineage: Eukaryota; Metazoa; Chordata; Mammalia; Proboscidea; Elephantidae. The transcript has 3 exons. The coding region runs from base 1422 to 1760 and encodes 112 amino acids. Gene Ontology annotation, cellular component: extracellular region. The record is from RefSeq and is a predicted model, not a curated record. Gene Ontology annotation, molecular function: guanylate cyclase activator activity.
GAUAAGAAAGCAUGUGAGAGUUGAUUAUUUUCUUCAUUCUGUAAAACUAGCAAAGGCUGAAGUCUGGAUUCAAAACAAGACAUAAGAAAUACCAAAGUUCACUCAUGCCUCUUCCAUUUUAACCAAGGUAAGAAAAGGAGAUGAGAACUUCAGGCCCGUGGAAUGCAUUAGCAAAAGCAUGAGAUAGGACAGGGCGUAUGUGAGGAUGAUUGGCGUUAGAGAGCACGGAGACAUCAAACUUAGCCACCAAGUUGGAGGAUAGGGUUGUGAGUGCCAAGAUAGGCUCUCUGGGCCUCCAUUCAACAUUAUGCACAAAGUGCCUACCACAUGCUAGGCUCUGUGCCUGGCAGAGCUGAGCUCUGUCCCAGGCAUUGUUUACAGUUGCCUGGGCUGGCAGUAGCGAUAACGCCCUUGCGGACUUUGCCCUUUUCUCCCCGACCCAGCCUUCAGGCACUGAGGUGGUGGGUUAUGCACUGUCCUGGAAGGUGACUGUGAGAUUGAGGGACCUACUCAGGUAGACCCAAGCCUCAUCACCCUCACAGCAACCAUAUGUGCUGGGUUCUGUUAUGCCCAUCACUUGAAAGACGAACCUAAGGCUCAAUGAGAGUUGAUGUGACUUGCCCAAGAUCACACAGCUGCAGCAGGACCAAGAUUUCAACCCAGGUUAAUCUGACUCCAAGGUCAGUGCUCUUUCUUCCUGUUGCUGGGUUAAGCUAUUGUCUUCUGGAAGGCAUGGGUGGGUGUAAUAGGUUAACCAUGACUUGAGGCUGCCCAGGCACUAGUGAGAGACAACAGGUCAGGGCAGGUUGAGGGCCUGGGCAAGGACUGAUUGGAGAGAUGGUCCUAAAAUGGAAUUGGGGUGAGGAGAGACAUGGGUCUAGGGACACAGAGAACCCUGAGAUCAGCCUUGUGUCUGCCCCACUUUUGCCCCAGGCCAGCCUGUCUAUCUACUACUCCCUUUGCCCAGAGAAAGAACCAUGGGCUGGCCUGGGCCAAAGACAUCUGGCUGGAGUCCCCACUCUGUCAUCGACUAGCUCUGUGACUUGGGGCACAUCACUUCACCUCUUGAGCCUCACUUUCCCUGUCCGUAAAGUAGUCACCAUAUCAUUCCACUCUCACGGUUGUCUUGAGGAGUGAAUAGAAGUGGUGUGCAGGCAAGUCUCUCACACAGCGCCCAGCAAAAAGCAGGCACUUGUCAUACGGCAUAUCCCAGCAUGCUCUGGGCACCAUGCCUUCAUCAUCAUCAACCCCCUCCUGGGAACCAGUUCUGGCCUUGUCAGAGAGUCAGCCAGCUGUCAACCCCACCCCAGCUGUUCUGUUAAUGAAUGACCAGGGUGUAGAGCCUGGCCUAUAAGGAGCAGCUAGCCAGAGAGCAGGUGGGAGCCAGGUAAACAGUGGUGGUGGGAACAGAGAGGAGCAGGAUGGGUGGCAGGAUGGUGUCAGACCUCCUGACAGGGGUGGCCAUGGUCCUCCUGGUGCUACUACAGGGCACACAGUCAGUCUACAUCCAGUACCAAGGCUUCCAGGUCCAGCUGGAAUCAGUGAAGAAGCUGAGUGACCUGGAGGGGCAGCAGAUGCUCAGCCCCCACCUGGGGACCCAGAGCCUCCUGCCGUCUGUGUGCCAACACCCUGACCUGCCUCUGGACCUCCAGCCUAUCUGCACCUCCAAGGAAGCCGCCAGCAUCUUCAGAGCCUUGAUGAUUAUCUCUAGCGACGACUGUGAGCUGUGUGUGAACGUGGCCUGUACCGGCUGCCUCUGACAAGACCCUGGGUGUCCUGACCCUACAGGGGGCACUUAGCUCCCAAGUCCACUGCCUCCCACCUCACCAAAGCACAUUGGUGGGUCACUGGCCACUGUGGUCAUUUCCAACCUCCUACAACCAAGGAAGCUGGACCUGAUACAAAGCCACUGGGUUCAGGACCUGAGGAGGGCUUAGCCCCUGAGGAAGCCCUGCCGCUGAAUAAAGAUUCUACACACACAAAGACACAUGCCUGUCUGUUCAUCCCAGGAGCCAGGGCAGAGCUUCUUGGGAAGGUAAGUAGGUUGGGCAGAAAGG